Molecule: messenger RNA, 363 nt
Organism: Symbiodinium natans
Lineage: Eukaryota; Dinophyceae; Suessiales; Symbiodiniaceae
Source: the annotation of a GenBank genome assembly
AUGGCCGUGUGCAAACCCUUCGUCAUUGCGCUGUUGGCCUAUGCUUCUCGGAUGGUGGCCGGUGGGCCUCUGAGCAACUUGCUGGCGGACUUGACGGGCCAGAACAGCCACCACAACGCCACGUGCCUUUCCGAUACUCAUGAGGGCAGUGCUCAUGUGUGUGGCAUGGCAUCCAGCUUCACGGCUUUCUUCCCUGAUGCAGCCUCGCACCAGUCUGAUCAUUUCCUUCCCGAGAUCUCGACCCAAUCCGUGUCCGGACCUCAUGACUCCCAUCAUGGCGAUCACAUGGAUCAGUUUGACCAGCAGUCGCUGCUGACGGGAAAACGCCCAAAGAUGUUCGUGAGCUUCGAAAAGAAGGAGUGA